AUGGGACUUACUUCUGAUGAUUUGCUUGAUUCCCACCGGCAACUUUAUUAUGGCUCAUCUACCAAAAGAUUCCCCUCUAUAGGAGACUCUUCACAGAACGCUACUUUAGGAACAACAUUAUUACCGGCAUUGAAUCCUGCCCAGAUGGCCUCGGUACUCCCAGUGGCCCGGGUGGCCCCGAUAGCCCCAGUGGCCCCAGUGGCAUUCAUGACCACCACUACUAUACACUCUGCCCCUAUAACAAACCUCCUAUCUACUCCACCUGUGUCUCAGUAUAGGUCCUCUAUUUCCUCAACUUCAACCUCCACCGCCUCCUCUUCCAACUCCUUUUCAUCUUCCUCUACUUUAACUACUACGCCGCAUUCUUCAUCACCUUCGCAACUGCCUUAUUUCUCCUUCUUUAUAGAUGCUCAGAAUAAGUCCUUACUAACCCCUCCAACCGCUUCUAAUCAUCCCGCGCUCAACAGCUUCUCGUCCUCUUCAAAUAUCUCCGCUCAUAUCCUUCGUUGUAAGCAGUGUCACAACCAUAUUUGCACCAAUAAACUUGUCAUCUCCACUAAUUUCUAUGGAAAUUAUGGUCCUGCCUUAUUCGUUUCAAAGGUGUUGAAUAUCAAGUUAGGAGAUUCUGAGGAGUUCAAGAAAAUGAGAACCGGUAAGUACGAGGUCAAAACUAUUUAUUGUAAGCAAUGUGACGUUAAUCUUGGUUGGAAAUACCUCUAUAGUGAACAAGAAGGAGAGAAGUAUAAGGAGGAUAAGUUUGUCAUCGAAAGGUCGCUUCUGGAAGAGGCUGACUAUUAG
Molecule: messenger RNA, 798 nt
Organism: Brettanomyces nanus
Lineage: Eukaryota; Fungi; Ascomycota; Pichiomycetes; Pichiales; Pichiaceae
Exons: 2
Coding region: 1-798 (265 amino acids)
Cellular component (GO): ubiquitin ligase complex
Source: RefSeq, a predicted model, not a curated record